Neltuma alba is the source of this 3377-nucleotide messenger RNA. RefSeq lists its product as uncharacterized. The record is from RefSeq and is a predicted model, not a curated record. The transcript has 16 exons. Bases 496 to 3054 code for a protein of 852 amino acids. NCBI's taxonomy places the organism in Eukaryota, Viridiplantae, Streptophyta, Magnoliopsida, Fabales, Fabaceae.
CUGUGUCGGACGCCGUCGCACCGUUUCUUCGUGUAAUCGUUUGACGCGUUUGAAUAAGGAUUGAGCUUACUUAAAAAGAAAAAAAAUUACAUUACUCUUUUUUGCGUCAAUGGUGUGUAAUCGGCUGCUAAACUUCUGCCUCUUCAUUUUGACUACUAGUGACUCAUACGCUUUGGAUUGUUCUGCUGUGUAAUGUUGGAUUUGUUGUGUAUAGGCAUUAGAACAUUCUGGAAGCGUGUGAUGAAUGAUCUGGUAAAUGACUUGGCUCGAGUUGUGUCUAACGAUGUAGAAGCUUGAGUUUAAAUUGUCAUUCUUCAGUGGCUUGUAGGAGUUGCCUGAAUCAAAUUGGCUUACCAAGGAAUCUUUGUCAAAAUAUCCAGAACAAAAAUUAAAAGGAUGUUAUGUCAACUAUCCAUAUUUCAAGAUGCCCCCGCUGAGUGUAAUUUAGUUUCAGUGUAGUUGAGGAGUGAUCAGAAGUUUUACCGGUCUCAAAAAAUGGCAGAUCAACAACAGGAAACCUCAUCUGUAGAUUCAAAGGAAGGAACUUCACUGCAAGAAGAGGGCAUUGGAAAGGAAUUUCUUAGCUCCUGGAAAUCAAUAUCUAUGACCGAUGAUGAUGUGAUGGAUUUCAGUUUUGACAGUGUUAGUAAAGGAAAGAAAAAGACGUUCAAUUUCGGGAAACUGGACAUGGAUUUCAGUCUGGAUGGUGAGUUUGAUAAGAUAUCAUCAUUUAAGAUGGAUAUGUCAGACCUUGAUUUUUCAUGCUCGCCCAAAAAACCUACAAAGUCUAAGGAGAAUAAAGGUGACAUAUCAGACCUUGAUUUUACAUGCUCCCCAAAAAAACCUUCGAAGUCUACAGAGAAUAAAGGGGGAGACAUAUCAGACCUUGAUUUUUCCUGCUCUCCCAAAAAACCUGCAAAAUCUAAAGAGAAUAAAGGAGGAGAAUGUUCUGGCGGAAAAGAAGGAAGAGGGCAUAGUUUUGACUUCAACUUUGAUUUCAACGAGAUGGAUAGCUUCAAUGUUGAUACGAGCUUGUUGAAAGGAGAUAAUACCUCUACCAUGUAUCUGGCUAAAAAAGGAACUACUUCACGCAAAAUUGAUGUUAAAGUCGCUAAAGAACCUGGAACCAAAAAUAACGAACAUGUCCAUGGAUCUAAUGUUCCCAUGAUUUUGAAGCCUCUAUCAUCAGAGACAGUGGAAACCUUAAAAGUUGAGAUUAUGGUAGGUGAUCAAAAGGACCCAGAUUUCAUUCAGGAUGAUUCUGUUCUAAAGGCUUCAUCUUCUGGGAAGCUGGAUGUGUUAGUUGAAGCUAGAUCUUCAACUCCAAGUGCAGAAGAAAAGGAACAAGAAGGAGAAAUACCUAUGAAGAGACAUUCCUCAGAAUCAAUAUCUGAGGAUAUCGAUAACCCACCUUCUCAAUCUGUUGACCAGAAUAUUUCAAAUCAAGACAGCAUUGCAGAUCAGCAUACUGAAGUUUAUUCUCUGGGAACAAGAAUGAUUACAAAUUCAGGUGGUAAGCGAAGUGUCAACAAUAAUAAGGCAGCAUAUGCGGACCCUGAUGGAGUAAAGUCACCAUUAGAGAUUUCAUCCUCACUUCAAAUGAAAAAUUUAGAAAGUAGUAAUGAAAAUAAUUCGUUUGGCAGCAACACCCAAGCAGAAGCUACAAACGACCCUCGUCCAGUUGACAGUGACUCAAGUUUUGAAAAUAAUGUUGCAGCAGAUAUGUCAAAGAAGAUUUUGCCUGAUAAUGACAUCAAGGAAAACAAAAAUCCAACUUCAGAAGUUCAUUUAGCUACAGCAAGCAGUAAGCCUGUAGUUGAUGAAGGGAUACUGAUGAAAGAUAAAGAAAUCAAAGGCAUGCAGUCAAAGUUGUUUGGCAAAAGAGGGGAGAAUGUUCCUUUAAAGUAUAAUUCAUUGACAAAAGGAAUCUCCUUUGGCUGUAAAAGAACUGGUGACAUGCAUCUUGGAUCCAUAAUCAAAGCAAGGGAGAGCUUCAAAUCAGAUGACUCAGAAUGUGGAACCAGAUUGGUUAGUGACUCAACUCCACGUUCCACCAAAUCAGUGAGAGAUGAAUUAGCAUCAGUUGAUGGCAAUGAUGAUGCUAAUAUUCCUACUAAUGCUCAAAAGGGUAUUGUUUCUGAUGGUACUCAAAGUGGAGGAAAGUUAGCUGAAACCAAACAGCCAACUCUCCAAGAAGUAAAGAAAAGCAAAACCGCGUUGCUAGAUACUGAUAUGUCCUCUAAAGAUGUUAAUAUUCUGAGUUCUCAUGUUAAUCCUUCGUGCUUAACUGAGACAACAGCUAGACAUGCCAACAAGAUGCCUGUGAAUCUUCAAGCUCAAAAUUCAGAGAAGGAACCCCUUAAAAAUUUAAGGGCAACCAUAGAAGAAAAUAAACUUUCUUCAAUUAAAGCUGUCAAGAUCGGCUUUAAGGCUGCAAAGCUUGUCGAAACUGACAAGGAAUUAGCAACUCCUGCACGUCAAAAAAAAACUAACUCCCCAGCAAACUCUGAACAUAAGGAAAUGCGGGGCAUUACAGCAGCAAAGAUUGACCAUCAUAUUGACAGUUCUCCGAAUCAAAAGCCUGCGACCCCUUUCCUAAAGAGGAAAAACACUAAUGAGCUUUCAGAAGCAGAUUUAGCGCCCUUAAGGUCCCUGAAGCGACUCUGUCACUCUCCUAGUGAAAUCAGAAAUUCCAAGGGGUGCCCAGAAAAGGUUGUUGGAAAGGUGGAGAGUAGGCCCAACAGCUCACUCUGCAAUUCUCCCACAUCCAAACUUCAACGUCCACUGGAGAUUAACCUGAUGGAAGUGAAAUUACCCACUUCUGCGUUCUUGGAGGAUAACAGCACUGUUGAAAAGGCUGAGUCUUAUACAAAGGAACUUGAAGAUAUUUGCAACAUGCUGAAAAAGAAGCACGAGGAAGCGAAAGAAUUAAUAGUUCGGGCAGUUGUGAAUAACAAUAACCUGUUGAUGCUGAAUCAUCCCAUUUAUGAAGAAAAAAUUCGGAAGGUUCAGAAACUUGCCCUCCACUUGAUAUCCAAGGAGAUUCAAACUUGAUGGGCGGCAAACUGCUGCAUGCAGAGGGUACAGAGUUAUGCAAUUCCUGUUGAAUUGAAGUUGUGAAUUCUUUGAAUACUUAAUAAGACUUGGAAGAAAGACAGGAGAAAGCUGUGAGGAGGCGAGGAGUUCAAUCAAGGGAAUAUUUUUAACUACUCCUUUAAACCAUGUUUUACAUAAAAUUAGUUUGACUUUUCCUCUUUAAUCCUCACAUGGCUCACCUCUCACACACACCAUCGUCACACUUCAUUUCACUUCACUUGACUCAACACUUUCGACAUCCAUGACACACUCACACUUGCAUUACGCACCUAUAUAAUAUA